Messenger RNA from Bipolaris oryzae ATCC 44560, 1674 nucleotides. RefSeq lists its product as uncharacterized. The record is from RefSeq and is a predicted model, not a curated record. Gene Ontology annotation, molecular function: NADP binding; N,N-dimethylaniline monooxygenase activity; flavin adenine dinucleotide binding. The transcript is spliced from 4 exons. NCBI's taxonomy places the organism in Eukaryota, Fungi, Ascomycota, Dothideomycetes, Pleosporales, Pleosporaceae. The coding region runs from base 1 to 1674 and encodes 557 amino acids.
AUGGUGCACUUUCGAACGGAUAUCGGGGCGACGAAUGAGGCGGCAGAUCCGAACAAUGAGAACUAUGCCAAGGAGCUCGAGACUGAUGUGUUGAUUGUAGGUGCUGGCUUUGGUGGCAUUUACCUGAUGCAUAAGCUUCGUCAGCAAGGGUUCAAGUGCAAGAUUAUGGAGGCUGGAUCGAACAUUGGUGGUAUCUGGCAUUGGAAUUGUUAUCCUGGUGCCCGCGUCGACUCACAAGUUCCUAUCUAUGAGUAUAGUAUGCCGGAAGUUUGGAAGGACUGGACUUGGUCGUGCCGGUACCCCGGCACAGAAGAACUUCAAAAGUACUUUGACCAUGUCGAGAGGAAACUGGAUGUAAAGAAAGACUGUGCUUUCAAUACAAGAGUGGUUGGAGCACACUAUGACAAGCCGUCUUCAAAAUGGAUAGUAAAGACCGAGGAUGGCCGAAUAGCACGCUGCAAGUAUUUUCUGCUAGCGCUCGGCUUCGCAGCGAAGCGACAUUUCCCAGACUGGCCAGGCAUGGAUAAGUUCAAGGGCGAGAUCCACCAUUCGAGUUUCUGGCCUGCGUCUGGAGUAGAUGUCAAGGGAAAGCGUGUUGCGGUAAUUGGAACUGGGUCGACGGGUGUUCAAAUUGCUCAAGAGACUUCCAAGGAAGCUGCCAGUAUAACGCAGUUUGUCAGGACACCAAAUCUCUGUUUGCCCAUGCGACAAAAGCUUCUAACGAAAGAGGAGCAAGAGAAGAGGAAGCAAAGCGAGUACGAGGAAGUCUUCAAGUAUAGAUUGACGAGUUUUGCCGGAUUUCAGUACGACUAUGUUCAGAAAUAUACCUUUGACGACUCACCAGAGGAGCGCGAGGCAUUCUAUGAGAAGAUUUGGGAGAAUGGUGGUUUCGAGUUCUGGCUGGCAAACUACAAAGAUCUCCUAUAUGACAGCAAAGCCAACCGCGAAGCCUAUAACUUUUGGGCGAAGAAGACUCGCGCACGGAUAUCAGACCCCGAGAAACGUGAGAUUCUCGCGCCACUGGAGCCCCCACAUGCCUUUGGCACCAAGCGACCGAGUCUAGAACAAAACUACUACGAGAUGCUUGACAAACCCGAGAACAAGGUCAUCGACGUGAAGAAGACGCCCAUCAAGGAGAUCAAUGAAAAGGGAAUCGUGCUCGCCGAUGGUACGCUCCACGAAUUCGACGUGAUCGCGCUCGCCACCGGCUUCGACUCUGUAACCGGAGGUAUCAAAAAUAUGGGUCUAAAGGACGUCGACGGUGUCGAGCUGUCAGAGAAAUGGAAGAAUGGUACAUACUCGUAUCUGGGCAUGACAAUAAGUGGUUUCCCCAACACAUUCUUCCUCUACGGCGCUCAAGGUCCCACAGCCUUCUCCAACGGCCCAACAUGCGUGGAAGUCCAGGGUGACUGGAUUGUCGAUGCCAUAGUCAAGCUCCGCGAUGAGGGUAUUACAUACUGCGAGCCCACGCAUGAAGCUGAGCAACAAUGGCGGGAGAAGAUCACGGAGCUAAGCGAUAAGACAUUGUUUCCGCAGACGAAGUCGUGGUAUAUGGGGGACAAUGUGCCGGGUAAGGUACGAGAGCAGUUGAGUUUUGCUGGCGGAUUUCCUUUGUAUAAAGAGUUGACGAGGAAGGCGCUGGAUAAUGGGUUUGAGGGGUUCAUUACUGCUUGA